Amborella trichopoda is the source of this 2484-nucleotide messenger RNA. RefSeq names its product acyl-CoA binding protein 4 (gene ACBP4). NCBI's taxonomy places the organism in Eukaryota, Viridiplantae, Streptophyta, Magnoliopsida, Amborellales, Amborellaceae. Gene Ontology annotation, molecular function: protein binding; fatty-acyl-CoA binding. Gene Ontology annotation, biological process: lipid transport. Gene Ontology annotation, cellular component: cytosol. The record is from RefSeq and is a predicted model, not a curated record.
GAGUUUGAAAUGUGGAAGACUCCGGGUUAUAUUUUUUCCAUUUAUGUGCGACCAGCGUGCUGGUGGAAAGCGCCAUUUCUCAGCUCGUCAUUUAACUCCUCUCUCUCUCUCUCUCUCUCUCUCGCAAUGGCCAUGGCUAGGGCAAGCUCCGGCCUGGCUUAUCCAGAGAGGUUCUUCGCUGCUGCCGCUUAUGCAGGCUUUGGAGGCUCGCAAGACCCAUCAAAAGCAGCGAUCUCUCAUUUCGAAAAUGAAAUUGCUCUCAUACUCUAUGCCCUUUAUCAACAGGCUACUGUGGGACCUUGUACAAUUCCAAAACCCCGAGGGUGGAACCCUGUUGAAAACAGCAAAUGGUCAAGCUGGCACGGGCUUGGUACCAUGGCAUCAACUGAAGCAAUGCGCCUUUUUGUGAAAAUUUUGGAGGAGGAAGAUCCAGCUUGGUACUCGAGAGUGCCCGAACAUGUUGUUGAACCUGUUGUGGAUGUUCAAACAAAUACUGCACCAUUAGAAUCUGUCCUGCAGACUACAUCUUCAAAGUCAAUAACACCAAAUGGUGAUUCUUUUCCAGAGUCAAAGGCUGCUUCAGUAGAAAAUGGAAGUCAUUCAGAGACCCAGGACAAAGAUGUUGUUUUGGAAGGCUUGGGAUCAGUUGGGAUAUACGAUCAGUGGGUCUCACCCUCUGUAUCUGGCCAACGUCCAAAACCCCGUUAUGAGCAUGGAGCAGCCAUAGUCCAGGACGAGAUGUAUAUAUUUGGAGGAAAUCAUAAUGGUCGUUACCUUAAUGAUCUUCAGGUUUUGGAUUUGAAAACUCUAAUGUGGUCAAAAGUUGAGGCUAAGUUUGCAACAGAGUCUCAGGAAUCACCUAUGACCUUACCACCCUGUGCUGGUCAUUCCCUGAUUGCAUGGGGAAAUAAGCUUAUUUCUAUUGCUGGCCAUUCCAAAGAUCCUUCAGAGACUGUAACAGUCAGGGAAUUUGACAUACAGACAUCCACUUGGUCGUUCUUAAAGACGUAUGGCAAGGCUCCAGUAUCUCGUGGUGGUCAGUCAGUGACCCUCGUUGGAUCGAGCUUGGUUAUAUUUGGGGGUGAGGACCCUAAAAGAUCUCUUUUGAAUGACCUCCACAUUCUUGACUUGGAAACUAUGACAUGGGAUGAAAUUGAUGCUGUGGGUGGGCCGCCAUCUCCAAGGUCCGAUCAUGCUGCAGCAGUACAUGCUGAGCGGUAUCUUCUGAUAUUUGGUGGUGGAUCGCAUGCAACCUGUUUCAAUGAUCUCCAUGUUCUUGAUAUGCAGAGUAUGGAAUGGUCAAGACCGACACUACAGGGUGCUAUACCAACUCCACGAGCUGGGCAUGCUAGUGUCACAGUAGGAGAAAACUGGUUUAUUGUUGGUGGAGGUGAUAACCAGAGCGGGGUCUCUGAGACUGUUGUCUUAAACAUGUCGACUCUGGUUUGGUCUGUUGUGACCUCAGUGCAAGGACGUGUUCCACUUGCAAGUGAGGGUUUAAGCUUAGUUUUAAGCUCAUACAAUGGUGAGGACAUUCUGGUUGCUUUUGGAGGGUACAAUGGGAGAUACAGUAAUGAGGUUCAUGUUUUAAAGCCAAGCCAUAAGUCAACUUUACAAUCAAAGAUAAUGGAGACCCCAGUGACAGACAGUGUGGAUCCUCUUCUUCCCACUACUACCAAUGCUACGAGGGACUUCGAAUCUGAUCUUGAAACUGCUCAAGAUGGGAAAAUAAGGGAAAUUGUCAUGGACAAUGCAGAAUCAAAGCCCGUGAAUAUUAGAGAGACUGGCGAGCAAAUGCUUGAAACUCUCAAGGCAGAGAAAGAAGAACUGCAAGCAGCUCUCUCCAAAGAGGAGGUGCAGAAUCUCCAGCUGAAGCAAGAAAUAGCUGAUGCGGAGACUCGAAAUCUGGAUCUCACGAAGGAGCUACAAUCUGUUCGUGGUCAGCUUGCUGCUGAGCAAUCGCGGUGUUUCAAGCUCGAGGUUGAGGUUGCGGAGCUACGGCAAAAAUUGCAAUCAAUGGAAACACUACAAAAAGAGGUUGAACUUCUUCGGCGACAGAAGGCGGCAUCCGAGCAGGCAGCCCUUAGUGCGAAGAGGCAAAGCUCAGGAGGUGUAUGGGGCUGGCUAGCAGGAAGCCCACCUGAUGAGAGAACUGAUGAUGCUUGAGAGUUUACCGACCCAAUUAUAUAACUUUACCCUUUUUUGGCCUUUAUGUAAUUCACUUGAAUGUUUCCCUUGUACUGUAUUUUUCUUCUUGUUUCUUUUUCCAUACAAAUUGCCUUUUUCCAUACAAAUUGCAAUAAGAGAAGAUUUUUUUUUCUGGUUUGGCUGCUAGGGUGCCACCAUGGGCUGGUCGUAGUUUGUAAUAUGAGGAACUACAGUUCGUAAGUUGCCCAUUGUUACCAGCUGAUUUUGUUGGUUGUCAUUUAAACAUUGAGAAAGAAAUAUUUUGGGGUGAAUUUUGAGGUUUUCUUGUUGAUUGAA